AUGGACUCUGAUUCUGAGAGUUAUGGAGAUGAGUUUGUAUUGGACCCAGCGGACAGAGAUGCUAGCUGGGACGAUGUUUUGAGCCAUGAAGAAGAAGAAACGCUGAAGCUUAUCAAAACUCAAGAUCGGCAAAAGUGGAUUGUGAAACUACAAUUUAAGCAAAAUGGAGAAAUUAGGGAAGGAAACGGCUUUUAUGUCAACAUGCCACAUCCGACCCAUCAUGUAAUACUUACUGCGGGCCAUAAUCUUGCCGGCGUGAAACAAGAAGAUCUGGUAAUAAAUCCAGCUCCGAAGAAUGCAUCUUCUAGUAUGACAAAAUGCUAUGUCUCUCCUGCACAAAAUAAGUCUCCCGCGAAGCAGGCGAAAAACAAUAAAGCGACUCAAGAGCAAGAAGAUAAUGAUUUCGGUGUUAUUUUAGUGGGAAAGAAUCCGAAGAAUCCAUAUCUCGGCUUUGGAUUUGCUCUGAAACUUGGGCAUGAUGCACUUGAUAAAGCUAAUCUUGAUUUCACCGGCUGCAAGGAGGCCGACGACAAUGGCGCAUUUACAAGCGAGGGAAAAUGCAUCGCUUGUCUACCUAAUCAGCUUGAAUAUGACAUGGAAACAGAGAAAGGCCUUAGCGGAGCGCCUGUGGUCAUGACACAUAAAAAUCACGAUACUGCUGUUGCUAUCCACAAUUACGGUCCUUUGAAUGGCAGAAAAAGCAGGGGGACUCGCAUAAACGAAAAGCUUCUAGACGAGGUCUACGGCUGGAUUCAAAUAGGCUUCUACGACAAAGCGCUUCAAGCUUCUAUGACUAAUAUUAGCCCACUGAGAGAGCGUCUAUAUCUCGUCUUCACUCCAGAUAGUAAUCGUGCAGUGGUAAGACUCGGCUACGAUCAAGAAAUGGUCACCAAGUUCGAUAUCUUGCCUGCCUAUGCGCCACCUUCAAACUAUGGGUUUCCAAACGAUUUUCGAUACGCCUUCCGCCUGAAAUCACCAACAGGGAAGCUACUGGAGGAUCGCUGGGUAUUCUGGAACGCUGCUAGACAAACCGUCAGCUUGACCAGAAACCUUAGAGAUUUCUGCUUUGCGAGUCUUCUCGAGGAUAAGAUACGGAAACCUGGGGAACCAGAAAAGAAUAGCGAUGAAAUGGUCUUUUAUGUCCAUGUUGAAAUGCAAAACGAUCAAAAAGAGUCAACGGAGCUAAAAGAACUUCGAAUGAGAGCCGCAGACCUCACAGAAUCAGACCUCGUGCUAGACUCUCUGGAAACUUCCGAGGUCUUCUUUGAGAGGCACAAACGGGGCAAAUACUUGUAUGGAAAGAUUCCAUGCAUGCCUGAAGUUCUGAAUAAGCCAGCGAUUAAGAGGGAAGAAUUCGACUUUAACUUGUUUCGCUUCUACUCCGGGUGA
Messenger RNA from Trichoderma virens Gv29-8, 1389 nucleotides. RefSeq lists its product as uncharacterized. The record is from RefSeq and is a predicted model, not a curated record. The transcript has 5 exons. The coding region runs from base 1 to 1389 and encodes 462 amino acids. Lineage: Eukaryota; Fungi; Ascomycota; Sordariomycetes; Hypocreales; Hypocreaceae.